Eupeodes corollae is the source of this 4576-nucleotide messenger RNA. RefSeq names its product armadillo segment polarity protein (gene arm). Gene Ontology annotation, cellular component: adherens junction; catenin complex. NCBI's taxonomy places the organism in Eukaryota, Metazoa, Arthropoda, Insecta, Diptera, Syrphidae. Gene Ontology annotation, biological process: cell adhesion; positive regulation of transcription by RNA polymerase II. The transcript is spliced from 7 exons. The record is from RefSeq and is a predicted model, not a curated record. Bases 229 to 2673 code for a protein of 814 amino acids. Gene Ontology annotation, molecular function: transcription coactivator activity; cadherin binding; protein phosphatase binding.
GUGUAAAUUUUUGUAGUUCAAAAGCAAAAGCAAAGUGAAUUUUCAUCUGCAAGUGAAUAGUUGUGUGGGGAAUUUUUCAUUCCACCAUAUUGUGUGUCUCGAAUAAUUUUUUCCGUCAGUGAAAAAUCAAUUUUUUUAACAAAAUAAGUGCGUUUAUUUAAUUUAAUUGUGCAUAAAAACAUUAAUCAACUAUUUGCGAACGGUGUGGUGUGAAACGCCUAAAUCACCAUGAGUUAUUUGCCUCCCCAAAAUCGAACCAUGCCGCAUAAUCAAUACAAUCCACCGGACUUACCAAUGGUAUCGUCUAAGGAGCAAACGCUUAUGUGGCAACAAAACUCGUAUUUGAGUGAUUCCGGUAUCCAUUCGGGUGCUGUGACGCAAGUGCCCUCGUUGAGUGGCAAGGAAGAUGAAGAAAUGGAAGGUGACCCAUUGAUGUUUGAUCUGGACCAGGGUUUUCCCCAGAAUUUCACCCAGGAUCAAGUUGACGAUAUGAAUCAGCAAUUGAGCCAGACACGUUCUCAGCGUGUGCGGGCAGCAAUGUUCCCUGAGACACUUGAAGAAGGUAUUGAGAUCCCAUCGACUCAGUUCGAUCCGCAACAACCCACAGCUGUUCAGCGUUUAUCUGAACCGUCGCAAAUGCUUAAACAUGCCGUGGUCAAUCUAAUCAAUUAUCAGGAUGACGCUGAACUUGCAACCCGAGCAAUUCCCGAACUCAUCAAACUUUUGAACGAUGAAGAUCAAGUUGUUGUCUCGCAGGCAGCUAUGAUGGUCCAUCAAUUGUCAAAGAAGGAGGCUUCUCGUCAUGCCAUCAUGAACAGCCCCCAAAUGGUGGCUGCUUUAGUACGUGCCAUUUCGAACAGCAACGAUCUGGAGACAACCAAGGGAGCCGUAGGAACCCUACACAAUUUGUCACACCAUAGACAAGGCCUGUUGGCGAUUUUCAAGAGCGGGGGCAUUCCAGCACUGGUUAAAUUGCUCUCUUCGCCUGUUGAAUCUGUUCUCUUUUAUGCCAUUACCACUUUGCACAAUUUGCUUCUGCACCAGGACGGCUCAAAAAUGGCCGUGCGUCUAGCUGGGGGCCUCCAGAAGAUGGUCACCCUGUUGCAGCGUAACAAUGUGAAAUUCUUAGCCAUUGUCACUGAUUGCUUGCAAAUUCUGGCUUAUGGCAAUCAAGAGAGCAAGUUGAUAAUUUUGGCUUCCGGUGGACCGAACGAGUUGGUUCGCAUAAUGCGUUCGUAUGACUACGAGAAGCUCUUGUGGACAACAUCGCGAGUGUUGAAGGUAUUGUCUGUCUGUUCAAGCAAUAAACCAGCUAUUGUUGAUGCUGGUGGGAUGCAAGCUUUGGCCAUGCAUUUGGGCAAUCCAUCACAGCGUUUGGUGCAGAAUUGUCUCUGGACUCUGCGAAAUUUGUCGGACGCAGCAACCAAAGUUGAGGGACUGGAGGCUCUUCUGCAGAGCUUGGUUCAAGUUUUGGCUUCCACAGACGUUAAUGUUGUUACUUGUGCAGCUGGCAUUCUCUCCAACUUAACUUGCAACAAUCAACGCAACAAGGCAACCGUCUGCCAAGUUGGUGGAGUCGAUGCUCUUGUUCGUACUAUCAUCAAUGCAGGCGACCGUGAAGAAAUUACCGAGCCUGCUGUAUGUGCUCUUCGUCAUUUGACUUCGCGCCACGUUGACUCCGAGCUAGCCCAAAAUGCAGUUCGUUUGAAUUAUGGAUUAUCAGUAAUUGUUAAGCUGUUGCAUCCUCCAUCCCGUUGGCCACUCAUUAAGGCAGUUAUUGGUUUAAUUCGUAAUCUGGCACUUUGUCCAGCAAACCAUGCACCAUUGCGUGAGCACGGUGCCAUACACCACUUGGUUAGACUCCUAAUGAGGGCAUUCCAAGACACAGAGAGGCAACGUUCUUCGGUUGCAAGCACAGGUUCACAGCAACCGAGUGCAUACGCUGAUGGUGUACGCAUGGAGGAGAUUGUUGAAGGCACUGUUGGUGCAUUACAUAUUCUCGCUAGAGAAUCACAUAAUAGAGCACUUAUUCGCCAGCAGGCUGUUAUUCCCAUCUUUGUUCGCUUGUUAUUCAACGAAAUUGAAAAUAUUCAGCGCGUUGCUGCUGGAGUACUUUGUGAGUUGGCUGCUGAUAAAGAAGGAGCAGAGAUAAUCGAGCAAGAAGGUGCCACUGGGCCCUUAACCGAUCUAUUGCAUUCAAGAAACGAAGGUGUAGCUACAUACGCUGCAGCCGUUCUAUUCCGCAUGAGCGAAGACAAACCCCAAGAUUACAAGAAACGUUUGUCUAUUGAGUUAACAAAUUCUCUUUUAAGAGAAGAUAACAAUAUAUGGGGCAAUGCUGAUCUCGGAAUGGGACCAGACUUACAGGAUAUGCUUGGACCAGAACAAGCAUAUGAGGGCUUGUAUGGGCAAGGCCCUCCGAGCGUACACAGCUCACAUGGAGGUCGAGCAUUUCAACAAGGAUAUGAUACUCUACCAAUAGAUUCGAUGCAAGGUCUGGAGAUAAGCAGCCCAGUUGGAGCUACACCUGGUGGUGCACCCACUUCGCCCUAUUCAAUGGACAUGGACGUUGGCGAGAUUGGAGCUGGAGAGUUGAACUUUGAUUUGGACGCUAUGCCAACUCCACCAAAUGACAACAACAAUUUGGCUGCUUGGUACGACACUGAUUGUUAAAUUUAAAAAAUUUUAAACAACAAACAAAAAUCAUACAGAGAAACAUUAAAAUUAUAAACCUUAAAAAAAAAAAGAAAACAUUUAUAUAUUUCAUAUUUUAAUCAUUAUUAUUAUACAUUAUGUUUUAGAUGUAUUCAAAUUUUUUGUUCUAUUUAAUAAGAAAAUUGAUACGAAACUUAUAUUAACACACGCAAUCUUGAAUAAAAAAAAAAGUAUUUUUUUUGUCAAUUAGUAUUAAAAAUUUGUUUUUAUUUUGAUAAUAAUUUCUCUUUUACUACAAGAAAUGGUUUGAGUUAUAUUUCGGUUGUUUUCCGUACAAAAAAGGCUGAUUUUCAAUUAAAGGAUCUUGGACUGUUUUAAAGGAUAUUAUAGAGUCUUUAAUAGUUACGCUUUUGUCCUUAAUUUUCGGACACGGUACAUGAAUGUGGUUAAAUCAAUGUCAAAAUGCCACUUUUAAUUUAACACUAUAUUCAAUAAAUGUUUGUGUAUCAAACAAAAUCCCAUUUUGGAGCAAUAUUUCGCGUUCCAGCUUCCGAAAAAGUGAAUUUUUACGAAUUGAUAGUUUUCUUAACAUACAAAGCUUACUAGAAGAAGCUAAAAAAAUAUAUGCAAAUGUUCUUAGGAGCUUCUUGAUCAAUGGGAUGGUAACCAGCAUUUUGUAGUUAAUACUCUGAAAUAAGGGCACCGGUUGUCCGCAGAUAAACAGCCAUAACAAAUGCAACCCAGUUAUCAAAGAAGAGAUAGGUUUUUAAAUGUUAAACGUUGUGAUUUUUCAUUACUUACAAGAGAGAGAAUACCAUACAUUUUGAUUACGAUAACAAUCUUAGUGAAAUUUGGUAUAAAUUAAUGGCGCCCAAUUUGUAUGGUUUGAUAAUUGCUGGGCUUAAUUUAAAUAUGAAAUUGAAUAUGUUCUUCUUUACUUGGUAACAAUCCCAUCCAACGUGAUUUGUUUUGUUCACCAAAAAUACUUACUUCAUUGUUAUAGGACAUGUAUUGCUAACAUUUAUUUUUUUUUCUUAGGAAAUUUUAAAAAUGAAUAACAUAUUUGUCCUUCAAUAUUUUAUUCAUAUUUGUUUUUCCUUUUUCUACGAUAAUUUAUGAUGGAAUUCAAUGUGUGUUAAAAAUAAAACAUCAAAAAUGAAUAAUACAUAGGUAUCUUUUAGCUUAUCAGCAAUGCACUAUAUUUAAAACUAAUGUUUAACAACUCAAACAAAAUAAAACACAAAAGGAUCUUUCACUUAGCGAGAGACUUACUUUAUAUAUCUACUCUUUAGCAAAAUACUUUGUAAUUGUUAAAUUUUAAAUGGUUCAUUAAAGAAAGUACUUAAAAUAACAAAACUAAAUAUAAAACACAAAAACUGUUUGUUAUAAAACAAAAUAACCAUUUUCACCAACCUCGACACAUGAAAUCACCGUUAAAACAAAAAUGAUUAUGUAUUUUAUUUAUAUCAUGGGUUUUGUUAAGAUAUUCUUAACUUAAAUUUAAUUAAAUUAUGUAUGCACAUAUAAGAAAGCAUGUAUUACAUUUCAAUUCACAAUUAAAACACAAAAAAUAAUAAACAAAUGGUAUGAGAAAAAAAAAACACAAACAAAGUUAAAUAGAUACUUUUUAUGUGCAUUAUGCAAUUUUGUGUCGAAAGAUGAAUUUUUGUACAAGAAGACGAAAACAAAUUUAAAUGAAUGCUACCAAAAUAACAAAAUAGAAAAAAAACUACUUGUUAACAUUCAAUAUGAUAAAAAGAAAAUUAUAAUAAAAAACGUAAUAGCAUAGUGUGCUAUUUUUAAAUAUUUGUUAAGAAGCCGAAAAAAAAAACAUUUUCCAAUUUACACAAAAACAAAGAACUAUUAUCUACAAAAGAGGAAACUAUACAUAAUUUCAAUAAAGGAAAACGUUUACCAAAUA